This is a messenger RNA of Fraxinus pennsylvanica, 1641 nucleotides long. The record is from the annotation of a GenBank genome assembly. NCBI's taxonomy places the organism in Eukaryota, Viridiplantae, Streptophyta, Magnoliopsida, Lamiales, Oleaceae.
AUGCACACUCACCCAGAGGCCGGAGAGAGCAAGGCAUCAUUCGAAACUGGAAUCAUUCUUCAGAAACACAGAAUUACCCAAACCAUGCCAGAUGUUCCACAUGAUCUGAUCCGGCGGAUUCAGAUCUCGACCAGAAAUGCUGCUGGACUAUCCGGAUACGACCCCAGAGACCCGACACUUCCCGCUCUCCCGUCUCUCUCGGCGACCAUCGCAUCUCUUGAACCUUCCCCGCCAUAUCUACGCUGCAGUCACUGCAAAGGGAGGCUCCUAAGAGGCUUACAGUCUUUCAUUUGCGUCUACUGUGGCAAUCCCCACCAAACCGACGUCGCUCCCGACCCCAUUUGCUUUAAUUCCACCAUUGGGUAUCAGUGGUUGCUCCAGUAUCUCCAGCUCGAUGGAUCGGAAUUGAUUGGACCGCUGAUCGAAAAAAGUGAGUCAAAUCGAGCACAAGGUUCUUCUAAAGGAGAAAGCCCCUUGUCUGAUUCCUUAAACUAUAGAAUAGCAUGGCAACCCGAGUCACAUAAGCAAGACACUAGUGUUUCAGACAAGCAGCCAGAACAGAGUAAACAAUCUUUGAAUUUAACUGGAGCUGAUCUGGACAAUUUCUUUUCUGAGCCAAAGAGGGAUGUUUCUGAUAGAUCUUUUGAACAGCCAGUAACUAUUAACCAGGUCAAGACUUCACAGUUAGAAGUUGAAGAUCCUGACAACCUAAAUUUAUUUCAGAAUGUUCAGCCAUCUGAUCCAGCUGUUAAUGUUGAUGCAUUUUCUGGAUGGGAGGCAGAGUUUCAGCCAACUGCUUCUGAAAAUAAACAUGGUGGUUCCAAUACAUCUGACCUUUUUGUAAGUUCCUCCGUGGAUUCUGCAGAGAAAUUCCAGGAUGCCAAAUCAUUUUACGCUUUGGGAUCCAAGGAUGAUAUUUCUGCCCACAUGGAAUCUAUGUUGGGACCUGGAUCCAAUCUAAAUGAUGGAAAGUCAAAAGAUAAUUCAGCAGAUUCUCCUGCAUUUGGUGAUUGGAAUUCAAAUGACCUGCGGAACAAUGUGAGCUCCAAUGAGUCCCAGCUAGCUGAGGGUUUCGAUUCCACUUUUGGGGCUAAGGAUGAUAAUAUAUUAGAAAAUUCGAACUAUUCUUCUACUAAUGUUGACAUGUUUCAAGAUGAUAAAUGGAAAACCAACCAAAUGGAUGAACCCGAGAAUAUCAUAGUAAGCAGAGAUGAUGAUGAUUCCUUUGAGGAAUGGGAUGAUUUUACAGGCUCGAAUAGCAUACAGGAUCCUUCUAAAAAUGCUUUGACACAAACUGAUAAUCAAGUUUUGGCUUCUCUUGGAAAGCCUUCAGAGAUAAAUUUGUUCAGUUCAAACAAUAAAUUUGAAGAAAUGAGUUUUGGUAGCUUUUUACAACCUGAUCUCUUUUCUGGCUCACCAAGCAAUCCGAAAGAAAACACUAUUUUGCAAGAAGUUCCUGCUUCAGAGAGGUUAGUUGAUACCAGCAGGCUUUCUGAAGAUGCUGCAAAUGAUGAAGAGAUUUUUGCUGUGCAUUUGUCAAGCUCUAAAUCUGUUGUACUUUAUUCUGGUAAGGUCCGCAACGACGUGAAGGAGGAAUUGUCAGCCAUCAUUCUUGCCCUGUGCCAGUCCUCACGCACAUAG